AUGGCUUUUGUUACACCUUCAGGAGAACUUGUCCCUGUCGAAACUCUAUCAAACAAUGUCUACCAUACUCCACCGUAUCAAAGUUUGAAAUCAGAUGGGACCAGUAGUGAAGCUAAUACACAGUUAUCGUCUUCUGAUUUUGUUUCUUUUAUCACAGAUGUUGUCGCUGGCGUUCACAGCAAAUCGCAUAAAAGAAUAAAUAACUCCAAGACAUCUAUUGCUAAUUUUUUGAAAGAAGUCACCAAGAGAGCUCAUAUCAGCAGAGAUAUUUUAUUGUUGGCAUCCAUAUACUUUGAUAAAUUGAUCAAGUCUCAUGAGGGCGCCAUCAAUGUACCAGAAUUUGCGUACUGUGGAAAGAGAUUGCUGUUAGUAUGCAUUAUCCUGGCACAUAAAUUUUCUAAUGAUAUCACUUUCUCCAUGAGAGUGUGGACCCAAGUUAGCGGUUUACCUACACGGAGCAUUGCUAUAAUGGAACGCUGGUGUCUUAAGCAACUUAAUUAUGGUCUCACUGUCACUAACGAGGCAAUGACUAGUUGGGGUUCUAAACUAGCGGGCUAUGAACAAAGACAUACCACUUCUGUAUGCACUUUGACCUCCAUUGCAAAUGCUACACUAAAGAGAAAGAUGGAGCUCGAUGAUGAUGUUACUAUCGGAGAUAUCAACCCAAGAAAGAUUAUAAGAACUGUCUGA
This is a messenger RNA of Nakaseomyces glabratus, 690 nucleotides long. RefSeq names its product Pcl5p (gene PCL5). NCBI's taxonomy places the organism in Eukaryota, Fungi, Ascomycota, Saccharomycetes, Saccharomycetales, Saccharomycetaceae. Gene Ontology annotation, cellular component: nucleus; cyclin-dependent protein kinase holoenzyme complex. Gene Ontology annotation, biological process: regulation of cyclin-dependent protein serine/threonine kinase activity. Gene Ontology annotation, molecular function: protein kinase binding; cyclin-dependent protein serine/threonine kinase regulator activity. The record is from RefSeq and is a predicted model, not a curated record.